AUGUCUGAUAGCAUCAAGGUGGCGGUGAGAUUGAGAAAGCCUUCAGCUUCAGAGUCGAACAACUUUCUUGUAGCACAUGUACAGUCCGAAAACUAUAUAGAUAUCCAAUCCAGCAAGAAAGACGAUCUUAAAAGGUUCGCUUUCGAUCACUGUGCGACGUACUCGAAUGAUGUGGAACAAGACCAGGAGCAGCUGUAUAGUUUUUUAGCUAGAGAGUAUCUACUACACGCGUUGGAUGGCUACAAUACUUGCAUAUUCGCAUAUGGUCAAACAGGCUCAGGGAAGUCGCACACGAUGUCAGGAACAGCCGAGAAUCCAGGAAUAGUGCCCAGAAUGUGCCAAGAACUCUUUGAAGUGAGAAACCUGUACGAGCUGUCCGAUGAUCAAGUACAUCCACAGUUUAGCAUCAAAUGUUCCUAUUUCGAGAUCUACAACGAGACUGUGCGCGAUUUGCUUGGGGAAUGCAAGUGCAAGGUUCGGGAGCGGGCAGACAAGACUACUUUCGUGGAGGGACUUCGAGAAAUUGAAGUUUUUGAGGUCAACCAGAUACUCGACUACUUCGAGCAGGGCAACAGGAGGAGAGUUACGGGUGCGACUCAUGUAAAUGAACAGUCCAGUCGGAGCCACGCAAUCUUCACAAUACAGGUUGAUCAGCGGGAAACCACGCCGUUGGGUCAUAUUUUGGAGCGGGUAUCCAGCAUAAAACUGAUUGAUUUGGCAGGCAGCGAAAGAGCAAAUGCGUCAAAAACCACCGGUGAGCACCUUAAAGAAGGAUCCAAUAUCAACCGGUCUUUAAGCACCCUUGGAAGAGUGAUAUCGAUGCUCUCCAAGCCGAAAAGACCUCUGUUAAUUCCAUACCGAGAUGCAGUCCUGACUUGGGUUUUGAAGGAAAGUCUAGGCGGAAAUAGUAAGACUUGUAUGAUUGCAUGCGUUUCGCCCUGUGACUACGAAGAGACCAUGUCAACAAUCAGAUACGCUACCCUGGCACGUAGUGUGCGGACCUCUGCAAAAUUAAAUUCCCACGAACUUUCCGAUGGAAGGGAGCAGGUUCAGGUUUUGCGAACACAGCUCGAGGAAUUACAAAAAGCUCUGUCACAGGUAGAAGACCAUCGCGCGAUAGGUGAAAAAAUGGAAAAGAUCAAUCUCACCAAUCAGUUUCUCGAGUUGCGCAUUGAGCGCGAACAAAAUUUGGCAGUGAAAUAUUACGACCAAUGGGUAGAGGCGGCAGAUUCCCGGGAUAAACUGAUGCAAUUACUGGGAGGCAUAGUUACUAGCAUGCAGGAUACGCAAGCCACCGGUGUACGGAAAAAACUGGAAAUGCUGAAAAGCAGAUCUACAGAACUGGGCUCCAAGAUAGAUGCCAAUUGCAGCGACAUACAGGCUACGGUUAAUAUUCUGAACGUUGACAAAAGCGUUCAGAUACCAACAGCAGCUGACGAGAGCUAUCAUUGA
Molecule: messenger RNA, 1452 nt
Organism: Lachancea sp. 'fantastica'
Lineage: Eukaryota; Fungi; Ascomycota; Saccharomycetes; Saccharomycetales; Saccharomycetaceae
Source: the annotation of a GenBank genome assembly